Molecule: messenger RNA, 1266 nt
Organism: Diaporthe batatas
Lineage: Eukaryota; Fungi; Ascomycota; Sordariomycetes; Diaporthales; Diaporthaceae
Exons: 5
Coding region: 1-1266 (421 amino acids)
Molecular function (GO): O-methyltransferase activity
Source: RefSeq, a predicted model, not a curated record
AUGCCUGCUGCAAAGACUACACCUCGAAUCGUCGAGUUAGCUGCUAUAAUCAGCAAAUCCGUGGCGGAAUUGCAAACAACCUUAGACUCCAAGGGCGCGCCAUCGCCUUCCUUUGACGAGGAUGCUCCAACUCGGUUACCUGACGAGUGCAACAAGGCUCAAGACACUGUCUUGGAUGCCACCAAAGAGCUCUACGAUCUUCUGCUAGAGCCCACGACUCUGAUCCUUAAGAAUAGUGCAAACAAUAGCGUUGGCAGUCUUGGUUUCAUUGCCCGCUUCGACGUUCCAAACAUGGUCCCCCUAGGGGGCCGUAUGUCCUUUGCUGAAAUCGCAGAGAAGACCUACUUUGAUGAAAGUGUCGUCGCUCGUCUACUGCGUGAUGCUGUGUGCAUGCGCAUCUUUCGGGAGAGGCAGCCUGGUUUCAUUGAGCACACAAAGACAUCUAAGGUUCUCCGUGAACCAUGGCUCCUCGCAUUCGUCAGAGCUGGCGCUGAUGAAGGAUGGGCAACAAUGUCCAAGGUUGUCGAUGCCUUACAGAAAUGGCCAACUUGUGAAGAACCAGACCAAACGGCAUUCAAUCUUGUACACAAUACAACUGGCAGCUACUUUAGCAACGUGGCCAAUGAUCCUGACAGGGCGGCCCGCUUUGGCUCCGGGAUGACGAUCCAGUGGGAGUUUCCUGGGUACAAGCUCGAGUACCUGCUGAAGGACUACGACUGGGCAGGUCUUGGUAACGUCCAAGUCAUUGACUUGGGAGGUUACCGAGGCCGCAUUUCGUUGGCCCUUGCGGAAAGAUUUCCCAACCUGAACAUGCUCGUCCAGGAUAUGGGCAUGAACAAGGAGGAGGCCCAUGCAGCCGUGCCGGCCGAGCUCAAGAGCCGGGUCAACUUCAUGAUCCACGACAUGUUUGAAACGCAGACUGUUGCCGCCGAUAUCUACCUGAUUCGCCAGGUCCUCCAUGACUGGCCUGAUAAGCACGGCGUGAAGGUGCUCCGGGCCCAGAUACCGAAGCUUAGGAAGGGGGCCAAGAUUCUUCUGAACGAGUCGCUGUUGCCUGAGACUCCAGGGAGCUCGUUGCCACUUUGGAAGGAAAGGGACUUGAGAUCAAUGGACCUCGGUCUUAUCGCAACCAUGAAUGGUCGGGAGAGGACUUUGAAUGAGUGGAAGGCAAUUGUCAAUGAAGCGGACCCAAGGUUUGUUAUCAAUAAUGUUUUCCAAUCACCAGACUCCAUGUUGGCUCUCAUAGAAAUUGUGUGGAUGCCAUAG